Molecule: messenger RNA, 1185 nt
Organism: Cadophora gregata
Lineage: Eukaryota; Fungi; Ascomycota; Leotiomycetes; Helotiales; Ploettnerulaceae
Exons: 1
Coding region: 1-1185 (394 amino acids)
Source: RefSeq, a predicted model, not a curated record
AUGGCAGCCGUCGUAGCAGCUCCUUUUCAACCACCAACAGUCAACACCGCACCAACCUCCCCAGCAUCAUCAACAUCCACCAACGAACCCGCUCCACGGCCCGUCCAGCUCUCACCAUCCGGAAUCUGGAAGCCAAAUCCAACACUCAAAAGCACAAAAAGUGCUCAGAACUUCUCACUUCCAACGGCUUUACCCACACCUCCUACUUCAGCUCCUAUAACGCCAUCAACAACUACAACUGUAGUCGCUACACCAAAGUCGACAGUGACUCCUACCUCAGCUAGACUCUCCAGUCUGACAAAACCAGCAGUAACACUCACUCCAGCCACACCGCGCUCAAUCCUCAAGCCAGGCGAUGUUCAUCCUGCCAACAGAUUACCUGCCCACUCGCCCACCUCAUCCACAUCCUCUAGCUCCCUCAACUACACUUCAAAAUACAAAUUCAAAUCCAAAGCCCAACUCCAAUCCCCACCAAACGCAAGCAACAACAAACGGCGUUCACGCGGUAAAUCUAUCAAAGAAGGCGCUUUCUUCGCAUUCGUCCUACUCCCGCUCAGCUGUUGGUAUACCCGGGGCGGGAAACGGCUAGGUGGUGGUGCCAGCGGGCCACCUCCUCCGCAAGAGGUAGAAUAUGGAUAUGGGAAUGGGGGAAAGAGAGGCGUGAUUGAGUGGGAUGCUGAUGAGGAGUAUGAUGACGAGGAGGUUCUCGCCGCGGAGUAUGAAAGAAGGGGCAGGCCAGCUACAAAUACAUUUGCUCCAUCAGCGUUGCCGGAACUGAGAAAGCCGGGUUCUAGGCUGGGGAGGAAAUAUAGUUUUGGGCAGAUUGGUGGUGGUGGUGGUGCUGCUGCUGCUGCUGGUGGGAUGAAAAGCCAGGUUAUUACAAGGAGGGAGAGUUUUAGCACGCCGGUGCCACAGGGUGUUAGUGUUGGACGGGGGAAUGGAAAUGGGAGGAGUAAUAGUUUUACGAGUGCUGGGAUGCGUGGAAGGUGGGAUGGAAUGGGAGCGGGUAUAGGCGUACCGAGGAGAGAAUUUGCGGAUUAUGGUGUUGAUAAAGGACCUGCUGCCGCGGAAGGGAAUGAGUGGGAUUUGGAAAAGGAGAGGGAAUCGGAAAGAUUGAGGCUGAGCAGGGCGAAGAGUCGGACGGGAAGUCCGGUGCCAUUGAGGAGGAGGAGAAGUGAGGUUUGA